Hevea brasiliensis (rubber tree) is the source of this 589-nucleotide messenger RNA. RefSeq names its product phosphatidylinositol N-acetylglucosaminyltransferase subunit P-like. The transcript has 4 exons. The record is from RefSeq and is a predicted model, not a curated record. The coding region runs from base 1 to 504 and encodes 167 amino acids. Lineage: Eukaryota; Viridiplantae; Streptophyta; Magnoliopsida; Malpighiales; Euphorbiaceae.
AUGGAAGAUCACUAUUAUGUUAGUAGUCCUAGAAGAAUCCUAAUUUUUUCAGAGAGGAGAAGGGCAACUUUAUACUUUCAAGACCCUGAUGACAAAGCAUCCGGCGUCGGAGCGUCUGGAGAUCAUGGACUAAAAACUUCGAAAAUUUAUGGUUUUGUAGGGUCCAUUACAACUAUUGUGGCUACAGUUAUUUUCUUGGUAUGGGCAUACAUUCCUGAACUUUGUUUGCACUCAAUUGGGGUCUUUUACUAUCCCAAUGGGUACUGGGCAUUGACCAUUCCAACUUAUGCCACAGUUACAGUGGUACUAGCAUUUGCAUUAUACUUUGGCCUCAAGUUCUUGUCAACCCCUCCCCCAACUUCCUUGUCCUCAAUUUUUGAUGAAUUCAGCAGGGAACCUGCAGACUCUGAUCCUUUGACUAAGCAAGUUGAUCAGCCCAUUGAACCCAUAUCUGAUAUUGGUAGUAAUAAAAUAAACGUUCUCAUGUUAAACAAUAUAAAAUGACAGAUCCACCCGCAGACAAGGCUGUUCCCCUCAUGGACAUGUCUUCUUCUGGUUUGUUACGACUGAUAAAUGACCAUUACCCAGA